AUGAUUAGCGAUAACGACGACCUCAAUGACGAUGAAGAUGGUGAUGUCGAUGAUGAUGUCGCUGAAGAUAUUGAUGAUGAUGAGCAGUCAGCAUUGCCUUCCCUGGAUAGUGUUAGUGAGAAGCCCGAGUCCUUGCCCGACGCAAAUGAACCGGAGACGUCCAUCCCAGAUUUGCUGAUGGAUCAGAAUAUGUUGCAAAUGCUCGCUGCCGCCGAGUUUGCCGAUCGCGGUUGCCGUUGCGUAACUUUGAGCUACUGUCGGGGCAACUGGAGCAGACGAUCACCAAGGCUGAGCUCUAUGAACAACACGGUUACCAUCCGCAGAUAAACUUCUUCUGUUGAUGCCGGAAGUGAAAUUGUUCCAAGUUAUGCCCAUUUUAUCAAACAGCAUCUACGUAUUGCAGUUUAAAAUAUUGUUAAAACUUAUAACCGUGCUUUAAAAUAUUAUGAAAUUUGUUAACUUCUCACAGCAAGAAAUAAUAAAUAAAAUACAUAUUAA
Molecule: messenger RNA, 498 nt
Organism: Drosophila nasuta
Lineage: Eukaryota; Metazoa; Arthropoda; Insecta; Diptera; Drosophilidae
Exons: 2
Coding region: 1-327 (108 amino acids)
Source: RefSeq, a predicted model, not a curated record